UGUAAAAAAAAAAAAAAAAAAAAAAAAAAAAAAAAAUCCUUUUCGCUGAUUAAUCACUUGCUGCGAUCAUUAUCGUUAUUGGAGAUGGCGGCAGCGAGUGGAACAACAUGGCAACCACAAGAGGAAGGGUUCAAAGAGAUCUGUGGAUUAUUGGAGCAACAGAUGUCUCCGACUUCAGAUAAGUCUCAGAUUUGGCAACAACUUCAACACUACUCUCACUUCCCUGAUUUCAAUAACUACCUCGCUUUUAUCUUCGCUCGUGCUGAGGGGAAGUCAGUGGACGUUCGGCAAGCAGCUGGGUUGCUACUGAAAAAUAACCUGAGAACUGCCUUCAAAAACAUGCCUCCUGCUAAUCAGCAGUACAUAAAAUCUGAGUUGCUACCUUCUCUCGGGGCGGCAGAUAGACACAUCAGGUCUACAACUGGGACUAUCAUUAGUGUUCUUGUACAGAUUGACGGAGUUGCUGGAUGGCCAGAGUUGCUACAGGCACUUGUCAAUAGCUUGGAUAGUAAUGACAUAAAUCACAUGGAAGGAGCCAUGGAUGCCUUAUCAAAGAUCUGUGAGGACGUUCCUCAACUUCUUGAUUCUGAUAUUUCUGGAUUAUCUGAUCGACCCAUUACUGUUUUCCUUCCAAGGUUUCUCCUGCUUUUCCAGUCACCUCAUGCUACUAUCAGAAAGCUUUCACUGAGUUCUGUGAAUCAAUUUAUAAUGCUGAUGCCUAAAGUUUUGUAUCUAUCCAUGGAUAAAUAUCUUCAAGGUUUGUUUCUUCUUGCCAAUGACCCUGCUCCAGAGGUGCGGAAGUUGGUUUGUGCAGCGUUUGUUCAACUAAUUGAAGUUCGUCCUGCCUUUUUGGAGCCACACUUAAGGAAUGUUAUAGAAUAUAUAUUGCAAGUCAACAAGGAUCCAGAUGAAGAAGUGGCACUUGAAGCUUGUGAAUUUUGGUCCGCAUACUUUGAUGCUCAGUUGCCCCCCGAAAACUUGAGAGAAUUCUUGCCACGGUUGAUUCCGGUUUUGCUGUCUAACAUGGUUUAUGCUGAUGAUGACGAGUCACUUCUGGAGGCUGAGGAGGAUGGAUCUCUGCCAGAUCGUGAUCAGGAUAUCAAACCUAGAUUUCAUUCUUCACGUUUUCAUGGUUCAGAGGAUGGUGAAGAUGAUGAUGAUGAAGACAUAGUAAAUAUGUGGAACUUACGCAAGUGCAGUGCAGCUGCUCUGGACAUUCUCUCAAAUGUGUUCGGUGAUGAUAUUCUACCAAUGUUGAUGCCUGUUGUUCAGACUAAAUUGUCAAAUACGAGUGAUGAAGCCUGGAAGGAAAGGGAAGCAGCUGUACUAGCUCUGGGUGCUAUAGCUGAAGGCUGCCUAAAUGGGCUUUUCCCUCAUUUAUCCGAGAUCAUUACCUUUCUCAUCCCACUUUUAGAUGACAAGUAUCCUCUAAUCCGAAGCAUCUCUUGUUGGACACUGUCCCGCUUCAGCAAAUAUAUCGUUCAGGGCACUGAUCAUCCAGAAGGCCGUGAACAAUUCAACAAAAUUUUGAUGGGUCUUCUGCGGAGAGUAUUGGAUGAUAAUAAACGAGUGCAAGAAGCUGCUUGUUCAGCUUUUGCUACUCUUGAAGAGGAGGCUGCAGAAGAGUUAGCACCAUGCUUGGAAAUCAUUCUGCAACAUUUGAUGUGUGCAUUCGGAAAAUACCAGAGACGGAACCUUAGAAUCGUGUAUGAUGCCAUUGGAACAUUGGCAGAUGCAGUUGGAGGGGAACUUAAUCAGCCAAGGUAUCUCGAGAUUUUGAUGCCCCCAUUAAUUGAAAAGUGGCAGCAAAUACCAAAUUCAGACAAGGAUCUUUUCCCGCUGCUGGAGUGCUUUACGUCAAUAGCCCAG
Messenger RNA from Nicotiana tabacum (common tobacco), 1869 nucleotides. NCBI's taxonomy places the organism in Eukaryota, Viridiplantae, Streptophyta, Magnoliopsida, Solanales, Solanaceae. The record is from RefSeq and is a predicted model, not a curated record.